UUUUACCUGCGUACGGUAGAUUGCUUGUUUUGACAACCGUAGACUGUAAAUUUCUUGUGCUGGAAUUUACUCGUCAGCAUUUUAAGGUUGAUAGCAUAUUUAUCAGUGUUUUAUUGGCAAUUUUCUUAACGUGGAUACAAACGUGUAGUUUUAAACAGACUGCAGCGUUCUAUUUCGUGUCUGUAUUUGUGAACUGUUUUGGUGGUUUGCUUUGAGUAUUCGUGAUUGCUGUUUAUAUCGUUCUGGCUGAAAAUGACAGCAGUACUUCCAAGGAUUGAGCAGCUGUCUUCUCGAGUAAUUAGAGUUCUAGGUUGUAAUCCUGGACCAAUGACUCUACAAGGGACCAAUACCUACUUGGUGGGAACAGGAAAGAGGAGAAUUCUGAUUGACACAGGGGAACCAGCAAUUCCAGAGUAUAUUAGCUGUUUGAAACAAGCACUGAAUCAGUUCAACACCUGUCUUCAGGAAAUUCUGGUGACACAUUGGCACAUUGAUCAUGUCGGAGGGGUAAUGGAUAUAUACAGAGAAAUUCCAAGUGAAUUGGAGUUAAGCACAAGUAAACUUCCACGUGUUCCAGUUAAAGAGGAGUUUAUUGGACAAGGAAAAAUGCAAUAUAAGUACCUGAGAGAUGGGGAUGUACUGAAGACAGAUGGAGCUACACUCAGAAUUGUGUAUACACCUGGACAUACAGAUGAUCAUAUGGCCUUGCUUCUCGAAGAAGAAAAUGCAGUCUUUUCGGGAGAUUGCAUUCUUGGAGAAGGGACAGCUGUUUUUGAGGAUUUAUAUGAUUACAUGAAAUCAUUAGAAAAACUUCUAGAAAUUAAAGCAGAUAAAAUAUACCCAGGGCAUGGGCCAGUUGUUCAUGGUGCAUCAGCUAAAAUACAAGAAUACAUUGAUCACAGAAAUUUGCGAGAGCAACAGAUUUUGAAAGUCUUGCAAGAGCAUCCUGGGAAAUUCUUCACUUCAAUGGAACUUGUAAAAAUUGUUUAUAAGGAUACACCUGAAUAUUUGCAUACUGCAGCUGAGGUAAAUCUUAAUCACCAUCUUAAGAAGCUGAUGAAGGAGGGCAAAUUGUGCAAAGAAGAUGACUUCCAUCAGGUGAAGUGGAGAAGCAAUCUGUAAUAAGUUUGAAUUACUGCACUUUCAAUUCUGAUUUAUUUUCUUCUGCUGUUACUUCCCAUUUAAAAUUUGAAACAAUAUUCUUCAAAUCAUGAUUGCAAUGAAAAAUGAAAAGAAUUAUUUGGAAAAAUGAUUAUGGAUAUCUUGUUUACUUUCAACAGACCACAGAAAACUUGCUUUGUAAAAGGUGAGUAUCAAUGGCUUAUCUGGUAGCACACAUACCUUUGAUGCAGAAAGAUCAGAAGCCUGUGGAUUGUAUUCCCACAUCAGGUGGUCGGAUUCAUUUUUCUGAUAUUGACAGUGCAGUGCAGCAUAAGGAGGGUGCUGCACUACUGUGUGUGCUGUCCCCCAGAUGAGAUUUUAAACUGAGGUCCAUUCUUCUUGAGUUGGGGGUAACUCUGGUGUAAAGGAUGUGCCAUCGCUUAUAGAAAAGAAUAGAGCAAGUUUCUUGAUAUCCUGGCUUAAAGUCCCCUAGAUGGUGUGAAUUCCAUUUUGGAUCUUCCAUGAAAAGAGGCUGCUUACCUAAUGGAACUAACUCAGUCAACAAAGUGAAAUAAAUAAAUAAAUAAAUAAAUGAAUGUAAAUAAUACAUUUUCCUUGAAAUCCUGCCAUGGACUUGAUUGUCUUCAUUACUGUGAAAACCAGGUGUAUCAGGUGAUUUUCCCAGUAUGGACUUUCUUUUUGAAAAGCAGUAAACUUUGACAUAAUUUCCUGGAUUAUCCCUGUAAUAUAAUGUGUUAUCACUUGCAGACCUGUAUGUUGGCUAUAACAGGUGACAAGUCAUGUAGAUUUAUAGAUGGCAAUUGAUGUUUACUUUUUAUGCAUCCUGUCUAAAAUGCCAUGCUAGUCUCAGUGGCUCACUUUUAACGGGCUUCAUCUUACAGAAUCUCCGUCUACUUCAUGCUGGCAUUUGGAAGAAGACAUAAUUUUAAAUAAAAAGUGGAAGCAAGUAGACAGGACUGGCAGCUUGCAUACUAUGUAAAUGUUCUGAAAAUAUCUGACUGACUUUUCCUUUAAAAGAAAGGUGAAAGCUCUAACCAGUUGAGCAUCCUUUUACCCAGAUAUAAGCCACAUUUUAUUUCAUAAUGCCAGUAUAUGAAGGAUCCUUCUGAAAAUAUCCAAUUAGCUUAAAUCAGGGCUGCAAUAAUAUUUAAAAUGCAGAAACAAAAAUACCCCUUCUCUGACUUCCCUUUUGCUGUUCAUAUUCCACUCUAAAAUAUGUAGCAUAUCUAUAUGGAUACACAAAUGCUUGCUUUUGUUAGGUGUUGAAAGGUUGUUAUAUCUAGGUUAUUGGUAUGACUAAAAAGUAGCUAGAUUGUGUUCUUCUGCUGGCAUGUAUGAUGUUUUUUACUUGCAACUUUACUUAAUGUUUACUGUGAUCCCAGCAGCGAAAAUAAUUUUGAGUAAAUCUUACAGCUUUAGCUUCUAGUCAAAUAAAGUUAGCAUGUAACAGCAGAGCAUGAAUACCAUUUAAAAAAUAGUGACUUCUAGUGAUUCGAGUGCAGUGAAGAGUGACUACAGUCAUCUUUGUGACCUAAAUAUUUUCAGCUAUUA
Protopterus annectens (West African lungfish) is the source of this 2673-nucleotide messenger RNA. RefSeq names its product lactamase beta 2 (gene LACTB2). The coding region runs from base 253 to 1122 and encodes 289 amino acids. The record is from RefSeq and is a predicted model, not a curated record. Lineage: Eukaryota; Metazoa; Chordata; Ceratodontiformes; Protopteridae. Gene Ontology annotation, molecular function: RNA endonuclease activity; single-stranded RNA binding. The transcript has 8 exons. Gene Ontology annotation, cellular component: mitochondrial matrix.